GCGCGCGGCGCCGCAGUGCGGGCAGGGAGAGCUGCGCUCACCUGGGAUCCCGCCUGAGAUCCCGCCUGGAAUCCCGCCGGAGAUUCCCUCCUGAGCCCGGCUCCGAGCUCAGCUGAGCCAACCUUACCAUGGUUCGCUUCGGGCUGACCGUGGUGCGGCAUGGAGAAACAAGAUACAACAAAGACAAGAUACUACAAGGUCAAGGAGUGGAUGAGCCACUCUCUGCAACUGGUUUCAGACAAGCAGAUGCUGCUGGUGUAUUUCUCAGUAAUGUGAAGUUUACUCAUGUCUUUUCAAGUGACCUCCUUCGAGCAAAGCAGACUGCUACUGCCAUUCUAGGAAAGAAUAAGUUUUGCAGAGAUUUGGAAAUCAAGUAUGAUGCAAGACUGCGAGAGAGAAAAUAUGGUAUUGCAGAAGGAAGGCCCUUGGCUGACCUCAAAGCUAUGGCAAAGGAUGCUGGAGAGCAAUGUCCUUCAUUCACCCCCUCUGGAGGAGAAACACUGGAUGAAGUGAGAGAACGUGCAAGGGAUUUUUUUGAAUUCCUGUGCCAGCUAGCUGUUGGGUUGGAACAGAAAGAACCUGGUGCAUCCAGCAGAAGCUCAGGAACACCUAAAGAACAGUUUGUUUUCCCUUGGACAAACCACUGCAGUGAAGGAGAACCGAGUUCUGAGGGCAGUGGAUCCUCCAAAAUAUUAGAUGCCAAUAUACUGGUGGUGAGUCAUGGAGCAUACAUGAGAAAUUGGAUUGGUUAUUUUGUUUCAGAUCUCAACUGUACUUUGCCAGCAAAUUUAACCAAGUCCCAGUUGUCUUCUGUCAGUCCCAAUACAGGAGUCAGUCAUUUCAUUGUAAAACUUGAAAAUGGGAACCUGUCAAAACCUGAAAUCACGUGUGUUUGUCUUAACCAAGACUCUCACUUAGUGGAUGUGGGAGCUGAAUGUGUAGCUUCAAAAGUGUUUUAGCAGCCCCUGCAGGGAGGAGGUGGAUUUAGAUCAUCAUUUUGCUAAGCAUGGGAAAAGUACCUGUAGUAAUUACUGAGAUGGACUGGAGUUACUGACACUAAACUGCAAGUGCUUACCAUCCUAAAAAACCUCAAACUGCAUGGUCCUAGUGCCCAGCAUAAGUUUUCAGUAGCAAAAUAAAACAAAUAUUCUUUCUGAACAGAAACAUAACACUUCAGUCACUUACAUAUCUGCUCUUAUAGCACAUAAUUUGAAAAACUCUUGCUUUACUCUAUAAUUAUUUUUAUGACCUCCAUGUAAAAGAGUUGGGGAGGGGAGAGGAAUGGUACCUCAAAGAUGAGCUAUACUGUAUUGUUGUUUUAUUACAAAAUGCUAUAUUGUAAUAUCAAACAUACAUGUUGUCUUAAAAUAAAUUUUUGAAUGCAAUAGUAUAACCUAAAAAAGGAGCAUUGCCUAGUGGGAAAGGUUUGUUGCAGAGUCAGGGGAUGUGGCUCUGGCACUAAACAGCUGGGAGACUCUGGGAAAAUCUCCUUCCCAUUUGUAAAGUGGAAAUUCUGAUAUACCUACCUCGCCAGGAGUAUUUCCUGAGAAAUUGUUCAGGUUGUUGUCAUCUCUGUUGAAGAGCACUGUACACAAACAUAAAAUAUUUAUUUUUAAGCUGCAAGCAGGAAGAGGAACCUUAUGUGCACAUAGUUGGAAUAAUGGUCUCUCUUCUAAAAAGGAUCUUUAUCAAUAGGGGGAGUCGUACCCAACUAAAAUCCUUCUGUCAGUUCAGUCAUACACUUGAUUCUGUGAAUAUUUUUGCCUAGAAUUAGGCAAAUUUGAUUGCUUGGCAAUUUUUGAUGUUAAUACUGCAUUCUUUCCUCUCUGGGAUGUUUGUAGUGUUACUGUGUAAGCUUAUCUGGUUUCUGUUAUUUAUAAUAUCCAUGUAUUUUUUCUUCGUUUGCAUAUUUUAAGCCUGUUCAAAAAAAAAAACCACAAAACAAUUAAAGGUUCCUGAAUAGAA
Corapipo altera (White-ruffed manakin) is the source of this 1965-nucleotide messenger RNA. It is a transcript of the gene TIGAR, whose product is annotated as TP53 induced glycolysis regulatory phosphatase. Gene Ontology annotation, molecular function: fructose-2,6-bisphosphate 2-phosphatase activity. Bases 129 to 959 code for a protein of 276 amino acids. The record is from RefSeq and is a predicted model, not a curated record. NCBI's taxonomy places the organism in Eukaryota, Metazoa, Chordata, Aves, Passeriformes, Pipridae. The transcript has 6 exons. Gene Ontology annotation, cellular component: cytosol. Gene Ontology annotation, biological process: fructose 1,6-bisphosphate metabolic process; regulation of pentose-phosphate shunt; fructose 2,6-bisphosphate metabolic process.